This is a messenger RNA of Nannochloropsis gaditana CCMP526, 755 nucleotides long. RefSeq names its product serine threonine-protein kinase eg2. Gene Ontology annotation, biological process: protein phosphorylation. The transcript has a single exon. The record is from RefSeq and is a predicted model, not a curated record. Gene Ontology annotation, molecular function: ATP binding; protein kinase activity. The annotation marks the transcript as partial.
GGAAGAGGAGGAUGUGCGGAUUGAGGGUACCUUUGCCUACCUUCCUCCCGAGGUGGUCCGGGACGGGGCGGUGCCUGACGCGCUGAGUGACUCGUGGGCCUUGGGCUGCUUGCUCUUCCAACUGUUGAUGGGUCGCCCACCCGUGUUCACUGAGCACGAUACAAGCCCGGAUACGGACAUCAGAGAGCGCGUUGUACGCUUUGCAGAAGGGCAAAAGGUUAAUGGAGACUUCGUCUUUGGAGAAGCUUUCCUGAACACAAGCAGGACUGCCCUUACUCUCAGCGACGACGUAAAAAGCCUGAUAAAAUCCCUGCUUAAAGUUGAGCGAAACGAGCGCAUCCCCGUCGAAGCCGCCGCCAAGCAUGCUUUUUUCACAAAUCAUUGUGUAAAUGUGCAUUUGCUGUACCAAGGACCUGCAGUUCAAUUAGUUCACGGGGCAGCCGGGCCCACGCCAGAUGCAGCAUGGAAUCGACGCCAAUUUUCAGCAAUCUGGGCGCCUUUACCUGGGAAGUAUAAUUUUGUUUCCAAAUCGUACACACUGGGUCCUAUUGCAGAGACAGACAUUGAGCGUGACUCACUAUUCUGUUACGAAAACAAUAAGCUUUUGGAGGAAGAAAAAGGAAAGACGCCUGAAAGGUGUAACAUCGGUCUGCCCCUGCCACCCAAGAGACCUGACGGAAGGUAAAGAGAUGAGAUACCUUAGUAAGCACGCAUGAACGUAUUUUCAAAUUGUACAAAGAAUUUACUCCCUGUGA